GUCAUCAUCAUAGUCAACAUCACAAACAUAAAUCAAUUCUUUCACUUAUCGUCUUCGCCGCUGUUGUUGUCAUCAUUAUCAGCUUGCAGUGUCAUAUGUUCUCCUCCAUCAAAUCUCUUUCAUCAUCCUUAUCAUCAUCAUUACUAAUAUGAAAUAAUUUAUACUAAUAUACUUUAUUUAUCAUCUUCAUAUCACCAAAUUUGUCAAUACAUACACAGUACAAAAACAUACAAAUUUACACUAAUAGUUCAAUUUAAGUGAAAUGUUUAAUUAGGAAUUGUUUGUUUUUUCUUGUAGAAUAAGAAUAUAAAAGCCAACUUCAGAAAAAAAGUCAAGCCAUUUACACUUGAAGAAGGAACACUUUAUUAUAACCACAAAGUCCAUGGCCCUCUCAGAACUGUGAAACCAGAUGAAGUCCAGAUCAUCCUUAGAGCAUGCCAUGAGAGUCCCAUGGGAGGACAUCAAGGAAUCCGCAGAACAUGGCAGAAGAUCAAGUCAAGAUAUCACUGGCCUGCCAUGCAGAAAGAGGUUAAACAGUUUGUUGAAGAAUGCGACCCUUGCCAGCGACAAAACCGACUGUUCAAGACCCCGUCAAUUCUACACCCUAUUCCAGUGAAGAAUAAGGCAUUUAGUAUGCUGGGUAUGGAUCUUGUUGGUCUACUGCGACAGACAUCAAACGGAAAUGUAUACAUAGCUGUAUUAACUGACUACCUGACAAAGUGGCCAGAGGUGAAAGCCAUUCCUUCUAAGGAAGCAACUGAGAUUGCUACUUUUAUCAUUGAAACCGUUUGCCGCCAUGGAUGCCCUGAGGUGAUCCUUACAGACAGAGGCACAGAGUUUUGCAAUGAGCUAAAUGACAAGCUAUGCAGCCAAUUAUCCAUAGAGAGACGGGCCACAACUGCCUACCAUCCCCAGACCAAUGGCCUGACAGAGCGGUUUAAUCAGACACUUUGUCAUGCCAUUGUUAAGUAUGUUAAUGCGACACAAGAUGAUUGGGAUACAUACUUACAACAGAUUGCAUUCGGAACCAGGACAUGCAUACACGCCUCAACCAAGGAAACUCCUUUUCAUCUGACAUAUGGAAGAGAGGCAGUACUCCCAGUCCAAUUGGACAUACCCACAACUUUGUCUCCUGAAGCUGACAUCAAUGCCGACGACUUCCAGGAGCUGUUAAAUGACAGAGCUGCAUCUUUUGCAGAACUAUUGAACUUACAGAACAUUGCUAAGGACAGGAUCAAAGAGGCACAAAAGAGACAGAAAACUCACUAUGACAAAAAGAACAAAAGAAAAGAGCAUGUAGUUGGAGACAGAGUCUUAAUCCGAAACAAGAAGCGAGUAAACAGGAAAGGGGACCAACUGGCAACAAAAUGGGUCGGACCUUUCGUUAUAUCUGCCUGCAUCGGAAAAGGGGUGUAUAAAGUAGAGGAGAGAAAAUCAAAGAUAAACAUAAAAGACAUGAAACUGUAUAGACAGCCAACAAAACAGAGUAAUGGGAUUCCAGCCAGAGACAAUAACAAAGCUGAGGAGACCACUGGAAGAAAAGAAGAAGAGACAAAGACUGCAAAGGGCGCAAAAAGAAUCAAGAGAACUCAUAGAAAAGUUACAUCUGACAGAUCAACUGAACAGAAACAGGCAACAAAGAAAACAACAAAGACAAGAAAAAAAAUAAAAGUUCUGCCAUCAGAAACAAAGAAAGAGAAAAGAAAGAGCAAUGCUUUGAACAGGAAGGCCACAGAACCGAAAACAGAAUCACAUCUGCUAACACCUACCAAAGGGAUACUUGAGCAUGUUAGGACAAUGGAGAGCAGCACCAAGCUGAAGGCAUUCCAGAUAUGCAGCAAAGCCUCGGUACAACGACCAAGCAAUCCUACCGAUGAUGCUGUUGCUAAGUCACCAAUCCUUUCUAUUAUCAUGGAGGCUGACAGGAGAUUCGGGGAGGAGGUUGAACUUUGCCAGAAUGCUAUGCUUUCUUGGUAUAUGACUGCAGAUGUCGACAUGGAAUUAGUCAACACACUGGAUGCGUUCAUGUUAGCUUCAGCAAUCCUGACAAUCUCAUUCCAUGACAAUAUUUCAAUUGAUGACAUGCUCAAGACUAUACAAAAUGUACCUACUUCAGCAUUACCAGCUGACUCACCCUGCAAAGUCCUCAAAACUUCAACAAAAAUGACAAUUGGAAACACAACACUAGAACGGAGGGACCUGUGUACACUUUAUCCUGAUAAGUGGCUGAAUGAUCAGGUUAUCCACGCCUAUUUAGGAAUUUUGAAGUCAGAUUUCAAUUCCGUCCACCACAAAGGAUGCUAUGUUCUUCCCUGUUUCCUGGCGACUAAGUGGGAGGCAGGGGAAUGCAAUGCUUGGCUGUAUCCAAAGGUGCCAUUGGAGACAUACCAGACUGUAUUGUUGCCCGUUUGUCACCAGCACCACUGGUUUCUCCUGGUUGCCUCCAUGGAGACUGCUACCAUCUCUGUGCUCGACUCCCUUCCUUAUGCAGGAAGAACACAAAGAUUCAGCAAUCAUUGGAGACACUUCAUGAGUGCCAGAGGGGAUAAGAGGACAUGGCAGACUGGAGAGGUCACUUCCAACAAACAGACAGAUGGAAACUCCUGUGGUGUAUUUGUCUUGAUGAAUGCAGAGGCAAUUAUGGAAGCAACAACACCCUUGAUAAUGAGGCAAUGUCAUGUUGGAUUCUUCAGAAAGUAUGCCCUUAAGAAGCUACUACAGAGCCCAUCUGGAGCAAAGAAAAACAUCCUGUGA
This is a messenger RNA of Mizuhopecten yessoensis (Yesso scallop), 2754 nucleotides long. RefSeq lists its product as uncharacterized. Bases 451 to 2754 code for a protein of 767 amino acids. Gene Ontology annotation, molecular function: cysteine-type peptidase activity; nucleic acid binding. Gene Ontology annotation, biological process: proteolysis; DNA integration. NCBI's taxonomy places the organism in Eukaryota, Metazoa, Mollusca, Bivalvia, Pectinida, Pectinidae. The transcript is spliced from 5 exons. The record is from RefSeq and is a predicted model, not a curated record.